Messenger RNA from Doryrhamphus excisus (bluestripe pipefish), 1188 nucleotides. Lineage: Eukaryota; Metazoa; Chordata; Actinopteri; Syngnathiformes; Syngnathidae. The record is from RefSeq and is a predicted model, not a curated record.
AGAGACCAUGAGCGCCGUCAGGUCACUUUGCUGCCGUCUAGCCAGGAUGAAGGUUUUUGCUGUCCUCGCACUUUGGGCCACUUUGCUGUUUCCCGUACACCCGGACUCCUUGGACUCCUGUGAGGGUCGCUGUGGUUUUGGAACAGACGCUGGUUAUUCCUGUCAGUGCAACCCGUCCUGUCAGCGCUACGGGGACUGCUGCUCCGACUACACUCAGCUAUGUCAGGGCGGCAGCGGCGGCGGUUCCGUCGUCACGGAUGCUGAGAUCAAGUCUGUCUCAGAGGCCCUUUACGUCCUGGACUCAAACCGCGCUUCGGCCUCAGAGUUGCUGAUCGACCCCCAGGUUCUGAUCUCAGGGUCUCAGAGCAGCUCCCAGUCCGAUCUUUCUUUUCGCCCGUUUUUCCGCUACGUGGAUGAGGGGGCUUUGUUCUCCAGGCCCACCUAUGCAGCUCUCCUGGCCCUGCUGGAUAACUACAACAGGAUGACCGGCCAGACGGAGAACAUCAGCCCACAGGAGAUGGCCGAGCAGGACCGCUUCCUCAGGGAGACCAUGUCCAACACAGAGCUGGGCCGAGAGCUCUUUGAGUUCCUCUCCACCAAAGGUAUCUACGCAUCCGAGGAAGACUUCCUGUACGACCUGAAGAUGAUGUGGUUUGGUCUCUACUCACGGAACAACAACAAGAUGGACUCCAGUGGCUUUGAGCACAUCUUUGCAGGUGAGAUCAAGGGAGGAAAGGUGUCCGGCUUCCACAACUGGAUCCAGUUUUAUCUUCUGGAGCAAAGCGGGCAGCUGAAUUAUUACAGCCAUAGCUUCAACGGGCCAUGGACACGAUACCCAGACGUGAUGGGCAUGCAGUUCAUGUGGGACGGCUACUUCAAACAGGUGGGCUCUGCUGUCAUUGGCUGCAGCCCCGAAUUUGACUUUGCCAUUUACAGCCUGUGUUACAUCACCCGACCCGGCAAACAAUGUCGCCUGAGUCUGGGAGGAAAGGAGCUGAUCAUCCAAACGUACACCUGGAAUAACUCCUCCUACGGGAACGGCAAGAAGUAUAUCGGCACCGCUUAUCCCGCAACACCCAGGACCUGAAUCCAUGAAUCCAUGGACCGUCUACUCCGCCAUACCACACGUGAUGGAGAUACACACCACCUUCCGACUUACUAAUGCCGCAAUAAAGAAGUUCACUAGAA